AUGGAAUCUGGAAAGGAUCAUCCGAAAAAUAACCCGGCAGUGGUUGUUGUUCCUCCGUCAGGCAGACCUCCGGAGGCCCCCUUCGCAGACCCUGCAACCGGCGCACCUAUUCAAGGCAAAGCAUUUUCUCAGACCAGCCCAGCGAAACCUAAGGCUAAUCCCUCGAAGUUUCUAGAUCCUGAAGAGAUUGACAACGUUUUUGAGCGGCAGGAGAGCCGCCUGCCAGAUUUAUGCGAAGAGGAAAAGAAAGGUUCAACUUCAAAGUAA
Molecule: messenger RNA, 267 nt
Organism: Eimeria mitis
Lineage: Eukaryota; Apicomplexa; Conoidasida; Eucoccidiorida; Eimeriidae
Exons: 2
Coding region: 1-267 (88 amino acids)
Source: RefSeq, a predicted model, not a curated record